AUCGAUCUAACUCUAGUUAAAACCUAGUUGGUUUAAUAUGGUGAUGGUGGGUACAACCUCUUCGUUGGAUGAGAUCAGAAAGGCACAGAGAGCAGACGGCCCUGCAGGCAUCUUGGCGAUAGGUACGGCCAACCCUGCGAACCAUGUGCUCCAAGCGGAGUAUCCACACAACUACUUCCGCAUCACCAACAGUGCAUACAUGACCGACCUUAAGGAGAAGUUCAAGCGCAUGUGCGAUAAGUCGACCAUAAGGAAACGCCACAUGCACUUGACCGAGGAGUUCUUGAAAGAGAACCCUAAUAUGUGUGCCUACAUGGCUCCUUCGCUCGAUGCUAGACAAGACCUCGUGGUGGUUGAAGUCCCUAAGCUAGGCAAAGAUGCAGCAGUGAAGGCCAUCAAGGAGUGGGGUCAGCCUAAGUCCAAGAUCACACACGUUGUCUUCUGCACCACCUCAGGAGUUGACAUGCCUGGUGCUGACUACCAGCUCACCAAGCUCCUUGGCCUUCGUCCUUCCGUCAAGCGUCUCAUGAUGUACCAACAAGGUUGCUUCGCCGGCGGCACUGUCCUCCGUCUCGCCAAGGACCUCGCUGAGAACAACCGUGGCGCACGUGUCCUCGUGGUCUGCUCCGAGAUCACAGCCGUCACCUUCCGUGGCCCCUCUGACACUCACCUUGACUCACUCGUGGGACAAGCUCUCUUCAGUGACGGUGCAGCCGCACUCAUUGUCGGUUCAGACCCUGAUGUUUCUGCUGGAGAGAAGCCCAUCUUCGAGAUGGUGUCUGCCGCGCAGACCAUCCUCCCAGACUCGGACGGUGCCAUCGAUGGACACUUGAGGGAAGUUGGACUCACCUUCCAUCUCCUCAAGGACGUCCCUGGACUCAUCUCCAAGAACAUUGAAAAGAGCCUAGACGAAGCGUUUAAACCGUUGGGGAUAAGUGAUUGGAACUCCCUCUUCUGGAUAGCUCACCCUGGUGGUCCAGCGAUCCUUGACGACGUUGAGAAGAAGCUAGGACUCAAGGCAGAGAAGAUGAGAGCCACGCGUCACGUGUUGAGCGAGUAUGGUAACAUGUCUAGCGCCUGCGUCCUCUUUAUAUUGGAUGAGAUGAGGAGGAAGUCUGUGGAAGAUGGCGUAGCCACGACAGGUGAAGGGUUGGAGUGGGGUGUCCUGUUUGGGUUCGGACCAGGUCUCACCGUGGAGACAGUUGUCCUACACAGCGUUCCUGUCUAAUUAAACAGAAAGCUCUCUUCCUAUAAAUGCUUACCUACCUUCUUCACAUACUUACCAUCAUAUCAUGUCUUUAUGUUUUUUUUUUUUCAAUGUAAGAAAAUAUUUGUAAUGCAAUAAUUAAAAAAAAAAUUCAUUAGUGUGACAUCAUGUGAAAUA
Messenger RNA from Brassica oleracea var. oleracea, 1384 nucleotides. RefSeq names its product chalcone synthase. Gene Ontology annotation, molecular function: acyltransferase activity, transferring groups other than amino-acyl groups. Lineage: Eukaryota; Viridiplantae; Streptophyta; Magnoliopsida; Brassicales; Brassicaceae. The record is from RefSeq and is a predicted model, not a curated record. Gene Ontology annotation, biological process: polyketide biosynthetic process.